CUGUUAACACUCUUCCUUUGUUUGUUCACUUUUCUUCUGUUUCCUUCCUUCCUGCCUUCCUUAGGCAUUAUGGACAGGAGAUGGUGAAGAUGUUGUUCACAGAUCAACAACUUAAACUGCUUUUGGAACGAUCUCUUUCCACCCGUGACCUGGAAGAAAUCCUGACAAGAAUGAAGAAGAAAGGGAUGGAAAACCAGAAGGCUGAACGCCCAUCUGUCAAGGAGCCGGUGAAGAAGAGGAACAAUGGCUCAAAGAAGCCCCAGGCCACAGUGCCUUCUAGCAAACGGGUGAAAUCUACCUCUGAUGGACACCUCCUACACUGUGCAAAAGCCCAGGUCACGUUACCUCCAGCUGUGGAAGAAACUGAGCUGCUCCAGAAGCUUUACCAUCUCCUGGAAGCCAAGGGGUUUCAGACACGGAUGGAAGGAGUGGCACUCCUCCUAGACCUGUGCAAAACCAGCCCCCAGCUCAUCUGCACUAACUUUGUCCAAUUGGGUGAAGUGAAGGGAAUCCAGCCCCUGAAAGCAUGA
Haemorhous mexicanus (house finch) is the source of this 530-nucleotide messenger RNA. Its product is annotated as TOG array regulator of axonemal microtubules protein 2-like. The transcript has 4 exons. Bases 81 to 530 code for a protein of 149 amino acids. The record is from RefSeq and is a predicted model, not a curated record. Lineage: Eukaryota; Metazoa; Chordata; Aves; Passeriformes; Fringillidae.